Molecule: messenger RNA, 5175 nt
Organism: Lepus europaeus (European hare)
Lineage: Eukaryota; Metazoa; Chordata; Mammalia; Lagomorpha; Leporidae
Gene: KCND1
Product: potassium voltage-gated channel subfamily D member 1
Exons: 6
Coding region: 1680-3623 (647 amino acids)
Biological process (GO): potassium ion transmembrane transport; protein homooligomerization
Cellular component (GO): voltage-gated potassium channel complex; membrane
Molecular function (GO): protein binding; A-type (transient outward) potassium channel activity
Source: RefSeq, a predicted model, not a curated record
UUUUCCAGAUGACGCGACUGAGGCCCAACCAGCUUUGUAGGAGGCGGAGUCUCCCCAGGGUCCCUCUCAGGCUGUCCUAGGGGAGGGGGCUCUGGGAGCCACAAGGCCCCUCCCUGCCUCUCUCUCCAUCUCCCGGCAAGCUCGGAGGGGCGGGGAGAGAGAGCCAGAGGAGAACUCCCGGCAGCUCUGCAGAGGGGUCAGGAGCUUCGGUGCUUGGUACCCCCAGCCCCACCGCUCUUGCUGCUGCUGCAGCGGGGACACAGGUGAGGACAGCCCCAUGGGGAGGGGGAGGGGACCACCAGUGUCACAGUCCUUGUCCUUCCCUGGUCCAGCCCCCAUGCCCUAGCCCAUUCUGGGACAGUCCCCCGGGGUCCCACCAGAUCUUGUCUUUCCAGAGACCCAGCCCCCUUCCCCUGCCUGUGCCGCCUUCUCUCCUAGGCCUGGCUGUGGCUGCUUCUCUUCCUCUUCCUCCUCCUCCUCCUGCUGCCGCUGUCGCUACUGCCGCUGCCCAGCACGCACCGCCAGCCCCUCGGGGUGUGGUUUCCCCAGACCUGCCCCCAAGGUGGGACCGAGCCUUCUCCCGGACUCCCCCCGCCAGCCUCCUUCAAGGUCUUGCAGUCCCCUCCCUGAUUCAGACACACCCAACUCCCCUCAACACCCCCCCUCCAGCCCCUUCCUCUUAUCUUAGUCUUUAGGGAUCCCCGGGUUCCUCUGGGGCUGUGCCCAACUUCUGUCCAAUUGAGUCCUGGUCCCUUGGGCUUCCCCAGGCCCCCUUUUCCUGCCUGCAGGACUCCUGAGGGUGUGGGAGGGGCUCUGUCAGCCUCUCCAGAUAGUCCCCAGGUAGCUCUCAGCCUCUCAAAAUGUAACCCAGCCCCUUUUGCCGCCCUGGCCAGUCCCACUAGGGGGCUCACCUCGCUUGCCUUCCCCAGCACUCCUGCAAGGUGGAGACGACCGCCACCUCCACACACAUCCCCCGGGCGAGUCUCAGCAGCUCAGGUACUCCGGAGACAGCUUUCAGCCUCCCUGCAAGCUCCUGGUUCUGUAGCCACCCCUCGAGAUGCACUAGCCCCCUUUCCACAUCUGUAAGGGGGUUCCAACCCCUUUAUCAUUCCUCCAGAAAUCUUGAUGGUUUGGACAGCCCUCCUAGCUUUUGUCAGCCCCUCCUUGAAGCCCCCUGCCCCUUCCAGACUCUGCCUCUUUCAGGCACCUGUGGUCCCACUUCCACUCCUCUGAAUGCCCCAGUCUCCUCGCCAGCCCUGCCAGGGGGUUCCAGGCCCUUUUUCCUUUCCUAAGAACUCCGGAGAGUGUGACAGCCCCUCACGUGUUUGUUGGCCCCUCUAGACACCCCCAGUCACCUCUCAGGCAUAUGUUGGCCCCUCUACAAACAUCUAAGUCUCUAAAUCCUCCCUCAGACACCCUGUGGCCCCUUCAGACACUGUAGCUCUUGCUUGGUCCCUUGUGACAUUGUCUGGCCCCCUCCUAGACCCUCUAAAUGCCCCCCAUGCUCCUGCCCGUCUCUCUAGUUCCUCCUCCUGGUUCCUCUUGGCCUCUCUAGACACCCCCCAGUAUCCUUGUCUGAGUGGCCUAGGGCCUCUCCAAGCCCCCCACCAUCCUGGAGACAGCUACAUUCUCCUAAAGGCCACUCCCCCCAAGUCUCCGUGGGCCUGGGGAGCGGCAGGAUGGCGGCAGGUGUGGCCACGUGGCUACCUUUUGCCCGGGCGGCUGCAGUGGGCUGGCUUCCCCUGGCCCAGCAACCGCUGCCCCCGGCGCCGGGGGUGAAAGCAUCUCGAGGAGAUGAGGUUCUGGUGGUGAACGUGAGUGGCAGGCGCUUUGAGACCUGGAAGAACACGCUGGACCGCUACCCAGACACUUUGUUGGGCAGCUCGGAGAAGGAGUUCUUCUACGAUGCUGACUCCGGCGAGUAUUUCUUUGACCGGGACCCGGACAUGUUCCGGCACGUGCUAAACUUCUACCGCACGGGCCGGCUGCACUGCCCGCGCCAGGAGUGCAUCCAAGCCUUCGACGAAGAGCUGGCCUUCUAUGGCCUGGUCCCCGAGCUUGUGGGUGACUGCUGCCUUGAAGAGUAUCGGGACCGCAAGAAGGAGAACGCCGAGCGCCUGGCUGAGGACGACGAGGCCGAGCAGACCGGGGACGGUCCAGCAUUGCCGGCUGGCAGCUCCAUCCGGCAGCGGCUGUGGCGGGCCUUUGAGAACCCGCACACGAGCACCGCAGCCCUCGUUUUCUACUAUGUGACUGGCUUUUUCAUCGCCGUGUCGGUCAUUGCCAAUGUGGUGGAGACCAUCCCGUGCCGGGGCCCUGCACGGCGGCCCCCGAGGGAGCAGCCCUGUGGCGACCGCUUCCCACUGGCCUUUUUCUGCAUGGACACAGCCUGUGUGCUCAUCUUCACAGGUGAAUAUCUCUUGCGGCUGUUUGCCGCACCCAGCCGCUGCCGCUUCUUGCGGAGUGUCAUGAGCCUCAUUGACGUGGUGGCCAUCCUGCCCUACUACAUUGGGCUUUUGGUGCCCAAGAAUGAGGAUGUCUCUGGCGCCUUCGUCACCCUGCGUGUGUUCCGGGUGUUCCGUAUCUUCAAGUUCUCCAGGCAUUCCCAGGGCUUGCGGAUUCUGGGCUACACCCUCAAGAGCUGUGCCUCUGAGCUGGGCUUCCUCCUCUUUUCCCUCACCAUGGCCAUCAUCAUCUUCGCCACUGUGAUGUUCUAUGCUGAGAAGGGCACAAGCAAGACCAACUUUACGAGCAUCCCGGCGGCCUUCUGGUAUACCAUUGUCACCAUGACCACACUCGGCUAUGGAGACAUGGUGCCCAGCACCAUCGCUGGCAAGAUUUUUGGGUCCAUCUGCUCACUCAGUGGCGUCUUGGUCAUUGCCCUGCCUGUGCCAGUCAUUGUAUCCAACUUUAGCCGCAUCUACCACCAGAACCAGCGUGCUGACAAGCGCCGAGCGCAGCAGAAGGUGCGCCUGGCAAGGAUCCGGCUGGCAAAGAGUGGUACCACCAACGCCUUCCUGCAGUACAAGCAGAAUGGGGGCCUUGAGGACAACGGCAGUGGAGAGGAGCAGGCGCUGUGUGUCAGAAAUCGGUCUGCUUUUGAACAGCAACAUCACCACUUGCUGCACUGCCUAGAGAAGACGACGUGUCACGAGUUCACAGAUGAGCUAACCUUCAGCGAGGCCCUGGGAGCUGUCUCACUGGGGGGCCGCACCAGCCGCAGCACCUCUGUGUCCUCGCAGCCAGUGGGGCCCAGCAGCCUGCUCUCUUCCUGCUGCCCCCGGCGUGCUAAGCGCCGGGCCAUCCGCCUUGCCAACUCCACUGCCUCGGUCAGCCGGGGCAGCAUGCAGGAGCUCGAUACGCUGGCAGGGCUGCGGCGAAGCCCUGGCCCUCAGAGCCGCUCAAGCCUCAAUGCCAAGCCCCACGACAGCCUAGACCUGAACUGCGACAGCCGGGACUUCGUGGCUGCCAUCAUCAGUAUCCCUACCCCUCCUGCCAACACCCCAGAUGAGAGCCAACCUUCUUCCCCUGGCGGUGGCGGCAGGGCCAGCAGCACUCUCAGGAACUCCAGACUGGGUACCCCUUGCCUCCUGCCUGAGACUGUCAAGAUCUCUUCCCUGUGAUGGGUGGGCCUGCCCCCUCAGAAGGCCCCCUUCCUUACUGGGGACUCCUUUCCAAAGCCAUAUCUUGGGGAGGCAGACAGGGGCCGGCCUGGGGACCCCUUCUGCCCCCUGCUGGGAACUAUGCAAUGGACUUCCAUGGAACGACUCACCUUGGGGGUGAGGGGGAAGCAGUUAGGGAAUGGGCAACUUCCCCCACCCCAGACAGUUUUCCCCGUGGGAGCUGAAGCACUGGGCUUCCACAGGCCCUGGCCUCCUUGCCCCAGCACACUGUGGGACUGGCCCUUCUCCCCCAGCUGCCUCCUGCAUGCUCUUCCCUUUGGGUCCUUGGAGGUGGGUUGAGGUGGCCUGAGAGGGACAGCUGAGAUGUCCUCUUCUCUCUGGCUGGGCUGUGGAGCUUUGGGAGUUCAGAGAACAGAAACCCCUUGCCUCUGAUCUGACCUCCAAAAAGAUCCUUGGCCUCCACCAGGCCCAACAAUUCCUGGAUUCUGAAGCUUGGAAUGCAAUCAAUUACAGGCUUCACGGGCUGUGGCCUCAGCAGUGCCCUGCCACCCCCAGGCCUUGGCUAAGGGGACAGGCUGCCUCUCCAAUACAUAGAUAGCACAAAUGCCACCGCUCCCUUCCCUGGCUGCUGGAAACAGGUCCCUGCAACCUUGUCGUCUGCUAGGCCCCUGGCAAACUCUAGCAAUAGCAGCUGCUGCCAUGACAUUAUGCAACGCCUCUGACCGGUCUGCUGCAGUAGUUACAUCUGCCCUAAUUGGAGGACCACCUCUGAUUACCUCUCCUCCCCUCUUCUCCUCCUUCCUGGGUUGGGCCGGAGUCUGGACUGGCUGAGAUAAGAGCCUGGCAGCAGCAAGCACUGGACUGUGUUUGGAGAUCAUGGGCAUGUUCUUGGGCAGCAGCACAGACACAUCACGGGCUGAGGCCUGGAUUGUUCCUGAACUCUGUUCCUAGAGGAGCUUUUGGAGGCAGGAGGAACUUCUGAUUCGCAGCCCCGUCACCCACUCCUUUUCACAUAUUCCCCUCUCUUCUCUCUCCGGGGUCACCUUCCAGAAUUCUUGCUCUCAGGCUGAAAUCUGGCAUCAUCUCAGGUUCCCUGUCCCCAGCGCUGUCCCCACAGAGCUGGCGGCUGACAAAGAUGUAGUUUCCAUCGGUCAAUAAAACCUGAGAGGAGAGAUGGGGACUGAGCAUCUGCUGGCUCUGUGGGCUUGGGGGCUGGGUUGGCCAAGGUGGGGGUUUGAAAACACUCUUGAUUUCAACUCCUUUCAACCAGUAGAAGGUCUGGAGUGAGCUGAGGCAUGAGGCAGGUGGCUGGUGAUGUAUUCUGGAAGAUGAGGCCCUAGAAGAAAUGAAAGAGGGUGAUUUGAAGAGUCCAAUCUACAACCAGGCAGGCUAGGGAGUCUCAUGCUACUCCUUUUGUACAUCAUUGGGUCCAGCUCCCUCAGUCACAGAUGGGUAAACUGAGACUCAGAGCAACACAUACUUGGUUAGAGGAGACUUCAACUCAGGCUUUCUGACAGCAAACAACUCUGAACUGAACCCUAAUAAAAGCAUC